Molecule: messenger RNA, 1526 nt
Organism: Phlebotomus papatasi
Lineage: Eukaryota; Metazoa; Arthropoda; Insecta; Diptera; Psychodidae
Exons: 6
Source: RefSeq, a predicted model, not a curated record
UUUACGUACAUAAAAAAAUUAACUUAUUGUGCACAAAAUUUGUUACACGAACACUGCACAGAAAAAUGUACACACGGUUUGUUAACCGAAAUAUGCUAGAAUCUGGUAAAUUUCGUUACUAAAUGGAGUUUUUCUCUCAGACGGAGAGCGAUAGAGAGUAAAUGCCAUACAAAAUGAGAGAAAAGCAAAUCAUGCGAUGCUUGCACGAAGAAAUAUUUUGUGUUACGCUCUCACAUUCUGAGAGAAUCCUCACAUUGAUCAAGUUAGUGUGAAACAAAAUGUCGGACGCUAAAUAUUUGGCUGUGAAUUUUCAAGGCGACAAAGCGUGGGUUAAGGUGAAUUUCAGUGGAAAUCUGCAGUAUUGUGAUUUAGAAAGUGCAGCACGUGAACAAUUGAACAUUCGUGGGGGCAAAUUGGAAAUCUUCGACGAAAAUUCUAUCAAGCUUGUUCCGGCCACAUUUUCGGAAUUGGCCAAGGAAUCAUUCAUUCUGAGGCAUACUGAAACGUGUGAAACUUCAUCUUGUUCUGCUACAGAAUCAGCUUCCACAGGAACUACUAGCAUUGUAGAAGAUUCUGCUUCUGCAGUUCACGGAGGCGGAGCGGAGGGCCCCUCAAAUAUUGUGAAGGCUCCAGAACUUUUCUACAAACUUAUUGUGAAGGAACUUCGAGAAUAUUUUAAAAUACAAAGAACUGUUGUUGUGAAAGGUUCAGACCUCUUAAAGAAGACCUCAUUGAACAGCCAAGAGCGAAAAAAAGUGAUCCAUAUUGUUGCAAACCAUCUUCUGCUUUUCCGACCAAACCCAAAAAAGGCAGACAAAAUUGCUUAUGCAAAAGCAACAAUUGAAUUGUUCCCGUGUCUAAAAAUUGACACCGAACUUGGAUACGAUUCUGUGUACAAUCCCAAAAAUCGCGCUGGCUUUCUUGGCAACUGCCUAAGAAGGAAAAUAUUCGUAAGGAAAUCUAUAAAUUUAGUUUUCGACUCUAAAGAUGAAGAAAACGAAAAUGUGAAUCCAUCUGAAGAUGAACUUGACGAUUCUGCGUUGGAAUCUAUUAAGGAGGAUUUAAAAGUAUGCUGUUGGCGACAACACAAACGAAAAAUUGUUGAUUGUAUGAAGAAAACCUUUAAAUAUCGUCGGAACUUUUUGCAGACAUCUCUGAAAAGUAAUAUUCUUUUGGAAUAUCCGAGAUUUCAAGACACAUACGGAUUGAUCCACCAAGACUUCAAGACGUUGUAUCCGGAUGAUCAUGAAAAUUUGGUUGGUCUGUUUCAACCAGAUUUCCAGGAAAAGUUGCAGACUCUCGGUAAUUUAAACACCAUUACAGGACAAAAUAAAGACUGGUGUUCCGAAAUCAUUGCGACACUCUGUUGGAUAACGCUACUGCGUCCGACUGGUAAUGGCCGCGGAACUAAACGACCACCUUUAAAGAGAGCAUUCAUGGAUUUCAUUGUGUUCCAAUCGGAAAAUGAGGAACUAACUCCGAAAUCGUCUCCAACUAUAAUUGCACAAGGUGGAACACGAUCCGAU